Molecule: messenger RNA, 4161 nt
Organism: Ictidomys tridecemlineatus (thirteen-lined ground squirrel)
Lineage: Eukaryota; Metazoa; Chordata; Mammalia; Rodentia; Sciuridae
Source: RefSeq, a predicted model, not a curated record
GGCCGCGCUGUCUGCGGCGCUGCGCCUCCCCCGGGACCCGGCCGUCCCGGACGUGGACUCCGAUCCCUGUUUACCGAAAAGACCUUUCACACGGAACGCGGUCUUCGCCCUGUGAGCGGACGGCCUUGACCCUUCGCCUGCUUCCCAAAAGCCCCCGAGACCGCCGACGUCCACGCUGGUAGAAACGGCCCCGAACCUCUUGCACGGAGACAAAAGGGAGCUUCCGGCGCCGGGAACUCUCUCUAGAUAUCUUGGCCUAGAAAAGAAAGCUGCCAGCUUUUGAGGGCAAAGCCGAGAGCCUUGCUUGGCUGCCUGCGGUCGGGGCCAGGGGAUUGUUGGUGUAGAGAGGAUCCUGUGUUUUCUGCUCUGUGACCUUGGGUGAGCCCCUCAGCCACCUGGGCACCGGUGUCUUAGAUGUCACACAGGGCCAACGUGGCACGAAGUCAGGGGUAUACAGGAGGCACUGUAUGAAUGCUGGUCUUCUUUCUUCUCUGGGCCUCUCAGCCUCGGAAUAUCAGGAAGACCGGGGGUGGGUACAGCCUGUCAUGAUCACAGAUUCGCUGGCUGUGCAGAGAUAUAGUUGCCCCUUCCUUACCUGUCCCCCAGGAGCUGGACAGGAUGGAAUGUGCCUGAAUUUAUUUCUCCCAUGGGAACAGGCAGCCCCCUCCUGUGUCCCCAUUUAUCUUAGAAUAAUGCUGACUUCUUGUCACAUUGUUCUUUAUUAGCAAAGACUGCUAAAUAGGUAACGAAAUUGAUUCUUUUUACAGACUCAGCAGGAAAAAAUUUCCUCCUUAAACCCUCAGCCCCACUAUGUGACAUGUUCCCACAAGGUUGACUUAGUUCUUCCUCCUUGUGCCCUCCCAAUCCUCCAAGGUCCUCCUGAAACCUGGCUCUGGGCUGUCAGUGAGUUGUGUGGCAUUUCAGCACUGGUAAAAACUUUAAUGCUGUGGUGUGCUUGCCCAUGCUGAGUUUGACCAUCAGGUUCAGGGAAGUUCACACACUUGCUCGAGUUUGUGUUCAAGAUAGGGCAAAGGCCCCAGCCAAGGUUUCCUGCCUUGGACUUUCUUUCCCCCAUGUCCAAGCAGAAUAACAGUGCUGGCCUCUCGGGGCUGUAUGGGGACCAAGCAAGCAAAGAGACACAAAAGCCCAGAGAACAGUGUGUGUCUAGAAUGUACUGUAUACAUGCUCAUCAUCACUGUGCCACAUCCUCCACUUCGUAAUAAUGUUCAAAAGUGUGAUCCUUGCUGGGGAUACUGCUCAGUUGGUAGAGUGUUUGCCUCACAUGCACAAGGCCCUCAGUUUGAUCCCCAGCGCCACCAAAAAAAAAAAAAAUUGUGAUCCUUGAGAGGUUUGGGCCUUGUUCAGUAUGCUCCCAAGAAGAGCCUAGAUUUGAAGAUGGAUUGUCAGCUGUUAGCUGUGUGACCACAUCUCAGUAUUCUUAUCUGCAAGAUGUGACAUUCACCUGAUCAAGUAUUGAAGGAGUUCAAUAUAAGGUAGCACAUGGAAGUCCUGUGGCUUGUUUCCAGGGCCAUAGUCUAGGCUCUGAAAUGAUAACUAUUAUCAUUAUAAUCCUGAUCUAAAAGCCCCUAGUUGAGACUGAAGUCUCAGGUGGGAGCUGGGAAUGUACAUAACUCAGUGGUUGAGUGCUUGUGUAAGUAUGCAUGAGGCCCUGAGUUCAAUCCCCAGCACUGCAAAACAAAAAGAAGUGGGUAUUAGCAGGAAGUGGGCUAAUUGACAUGUCAGAUUUUAGAUGCCAAAAGAACCCUGGUUAAAUAUUCUAAAGGCUGGGCUGGGGCUGUAACUCAGUGGUAAAGUGCUUGCCUAGCACAUGUGAGGUCCUGGGUUCAAUCCCCAACAACACAUAAAAAUAAAUAAAUAGAAUAAAGGUAUUGUGAAAAAAAAUUCUUAAAAGAAAAAAAAAACUGUUCUAAACAAUGCUGACAACCUGAUUCUUUGGUCAGAGAGUCCUGUGUAUUGCUCUGUUCUCUCCCACGUUCCUCCUUGGGACAGUUCUGCACUUGUUGUCCUUGGUAUCUACAGCAGAUCCUGCGAUUAAUGAAUGACCUGGAGGAGCUCCUGGGAGGGCUUCAGGACCAGACUUCUAGAGUUCAUGUGCAUACUCAGAAAUCCUGUUCUUGUUAUAGGGCUGCGAUCUCUCACAAUGGAGGGAAGCCGGCAGACGCGAGUGUCUCGGCCCUACAAGAUCAGCGAAUCUUCAAAGGUGUACCGCUGGGCCGACCACUCCUCCACGGUGCUGCAGCGGCUGAACGAGCAGCGGCUCCGCGGCCUCUUCUGUGACGUGGUCCUGGUGGCGGAUGAGCAGCGCGUGCCAGCCCACCGUAACCUGCUGGCCGUGUGCAGCGACUACUUCAACUCCAUGUUCACGCUGGGCAUGCGGGAGGCCUUCCAGAAGGAGGUGGAGCUGAUUGGCGCCUCCUACAUUGGGCUCAAGGCCGUGGUGGACUUCCUGUACAGCGGGGAGCUGGCGCUGGACGGCGGCAACAUCGACUACAUCCUGGAGACGGCACACCUGCUGCAGAUCUGGACAGUGGUGGACUUCUGCUGCGAGUACCUGGAGCAGGAGGUGAGCGAGGACAACUACCUGUACCUGCAGGAGCUGGCCUCCAUCUACAGCCUCAAGCGGCUGGACGCCUUCAUCGAUGGCUUCAUCCUGAGCCACUUCGGCACACUGUCCUUCACGCCCGACUUCCUGCAGAACGUCUCCAUGCAGAAGCUGUGUGUGUACCUGAGCAGCAGCCAGGUGCAGCGGGAGUGCGAGCACGACCUGCUGCAGGCGGCCCUGCAGUGGCUGACGCAGCAGCCCGAGCGCGAGGCACACGCCUACCGGGUGCUGGAGAACAUCCACUUCCCGCUCAUCCCCAAGAACGACCUGCUGCACCGCGUCAAGCCGGCCGUGUGCUCGCUGCUGCCCCGCGAGGCCGACUGCGAGGGCUUCAUCGAGGAGGCCGUGCACUACCACAACAGCCUGGCCGCCCAGCCCGUCCUGCAGACCAAGCGCACAGCCCUGCGCACGGACGAGGAGCGCCUCCUGUUUGUGGGCGGUGAGGUCUCUGAGCGGUGUCUGGAGCUCAGCGAUGACACCUGCUACCUGGACGCCAAGAGCGAGCAGUGGGUCAAGGAAACGCCCCUGCCGGCCCGGCGGAGCCACCACUGCGUCGCCGUGCUGGGGGGCUUCAUCUUCAUCGCGGGCGGCAGCUUCUCGAGAGACAACGGAGGGGACGCAGCCUCCAACCUCCUUUAUAGGUAUGACCCCCGCUGUAAACAGUGGAUCAAGGUGGCCUCCAUGAACCAGCGGCGCGUGGACUUCUACCUUGCCUCCAUCGGGGACAUGCUGUUGGCUGUUGGUGGCCGGAAUGAGAAUGGAGCUCUCUCUUCGGUGGAGACCUACAGCCCCAAGACUGACUCUUGGUCCUACGUGGCCGGCUUGCCAAGGUUCACCUACGGCCACGCAGGCACCAUCUACAAGGACUUUGUGUACAUCUCAGGGGGCCACGACUACCAGAUCGGCCCCUACCGCAAGAACCUGCUGUGCUACGACCGCCGCACGGAUGUAUGGGAGGAGCGGCGGCCCAUGACCACGGCGCGCGGCUGGCACAGCAUGUGCAGCCUGGGCGACAGCAUCUACUCCAUCGGGGGCAGCGACGACAACGUCGAGUCCAUGGAGCGCUUUGAUGUGCUGGGCGUGGAGGCCUACAGCCCGCAGUGCAACCAGUGGACCCGCGUGGCGCCCCUGCUGCACGCCAACAGCGAGUCGGGGGUGGCUGUGUGGGAGGGCCGCAUCUACAUCCUGGGCGGCUACAGCUGGGAGAACACGGCCUUCUCCAAGACCGUGCAGGUCUACGACCGCGACGCCAACCAGUGGAGCCGCGGCCCCGACCUGCCCAAGGCCAUCGCCGGCGUGUCGGCCUGCGUCUGCGCCCUGAAGCCGCAGCUGGAGGACAGGAAGAAGAAGGGCAAGGGCAAGCGGCAGUAGGGCAGCGCCAGCGCUGCCGCUCGCUCCUGGCCCUGUGGCCGGAGCAGUAGGCAGUGGCCACCCCUUAGCCCUCUGGAAACGUUACGUGCUCUUGGCAGCUUUUUUACUUUUAUGAUUCUUGGUAUUUCUAUGGUAUCAUAACCAAUUAAACAUGGUAUAUCACUUGA